Molecule: messenger RNA, 3490 nt
Organism: Diceros bicornis minor
Lineage: Eukaryota; Metazoa; Chordata; Mammalia; Perissodactyla; Rhinocerotidae
Gene: THNSL2
Product: threonine synthase like 2
Exons: 9
Coding region: 1521-2975 (484 amino acids)
Biological process (GO): 2-oxobutyrate biosynthetic process; dephosphorylation
Molecular function (GO): pyridoxal phosphate binding
Source: RefSeq, a predicted model, not a curated record
UUUCACUUUCGAAAGAUUCAUGACUGGGAUGAUCAAACUUGUCUCUGUUGUCAACUUAGGAAAGAGAGGCAAUUGCAAAACAAAAGGAGAAAAUUUAUUUGUGGUCUUAGAAUUGCAAUUUGGGGCACACAGGUUCUGGCAGCAGCCAGAAAAGUGUCCUCUUGAGGAAUAACAGUCAGGAGUUUUUAUUAGCAAAAACGAGAGCCUGGAACAGAUACCUCAGUUGUUUGUUAGGGAGGGUAAAUUUAUGUUACAGUUCACUGGCUUACUCAAGGACAUCUUGUUGACACCAGAAAAAGUGUAUUUUUGCACAAUCCUUCAGAAAAUCCUUUCUCAGCACUAACUCCCUUUUGGCAAGUCAGCAAGGUCAGCACAAUUUCAUAUUUUUAACAAGAUGGAGUCCAGGGUACAAAAUGGAGUCGAUGUUGUCAACUUGUUUCACUGUCUCUAAGUGGGGUGCACUUGUAUUUGUAGGCCUAGAAGUGGCACGUGGCAGCCCACGUAGGACUCGCAAUGGGUUCAGAGGUGUUAGAGCCAUGGUCUAGGAAAUCAGAUUUCCUCUAGGUCAAGGCUAGCUCAUACCCUUUCUUAUAGGUGGAAAGCUUCAGGUGACUUUGCCCCCAGAGGGCAGGGGGUCCCCUCUGGCCCUGGCACAGAAACAAGUCCAGGCUGGUUCUGAGAACUGUGUCUAGUCAAAUUCAUCCUGAGAGGUGCUUUAAAAUCAGAGCCCUGAAUUCACAGCCAUGAUCCAGAGAAAGGUGUUCAGAGCUCAAACCCAGCUGCUUGACAUGGCACCUGGCUCCUGGGAACCUACCUGUUGUGGAAGUCUGACCAAAGUUAGGCUUGCGGUGCCCUUUGACACUUCCCCCACCCACGUCAGAGAGCUCUGACUCCACACAGGGCCAAGUAGCCAGGUCUAGACAGUAUUAAGGGUAGUGUGUCAGCGCUUCUAACUAUUCUUCUAGGAUUAGGCUGAAGGUAGGGCACUGGUUUUCAACUGGGAUGACCAACUGUCCUGGUUUGUCUGGGACUGAGGGUUUACCUGGGGCAUGGGACUUUUAGUUUUAAAACUAGGAAAGUCUUGGGCAAACUGGGAUGGGUUGGUCACCCUAUUCUUAACCCUGGCUGCACAUUAGACUCACAUGAGGAGACUCUCUUUCAGAGAUUCUAAUUUAAUUGACCCAGAUAGAAUCCCAGAUAGGAGUAUUUUUUUAAAGGUCCCAAGGGGAGUCUAACAAACUACCAGAGUUGAGAACCACUAGGUUAUAGGCAACAUUGUUAGAUAACCAUGGAAGGUGGUUAUUUUUUGAGCAGAAGUAGACCCAAACAUCUCUCAAAAAGGUAUAUGACCAAGUGUGACGGUCCACUCAUUAUUAAGAGGGAUAUCAAAAUGGUGGUUGCCUAUUAUUGCUAUUAUCUUUCCCCACACCAGGCCUUCUUUCUCACCAGUAAGGACCAAGAUUUCUCCUUUCUGGCUUGCUCUGGUAGCCCCUCUCCCAAGGUAAUAGGCCUCCAGGAUCAUGUGGUACAUCAGCACUCGGGGGAUGACCCCACGAGUUGACUUUGAGGGGGCCCUGUUCUCUGGCUAUGCACCCAAUGGGGGCCUCUUCAUGCCUGAGGAACUCCCGCAGCUGGGCAGAGAGACCCUGCGUCAGUGGAGUGUGCUCUCCUACCCUAGCCUGGUGAAGGAGCUGUGUGCCCUCUUCAUUGGCCCUGAGCUCAUUCCAAGAGAUGACUUAAAUGAUCUGAUUGACCGAGCCUUCAGCAGAUUCUGCCACAGAGAGGUGGUCCAUCUGUCCAGGUUGAGGAAAGGGCUGAACGUGUUGGAGCUGUGGCAUGGGGUCACGUAUGCAUUUAAGGACCUGUCCCUGAGCUGCACAGCACAGUUCCUGCAGUACUUCCUGGAGAAGAAGGAGAAACAUGUCACCGUGGUUGUAGGAACAUCUGGGGACACAGGGAGUGCUGCCAUUGAGAGUGUUCAAGGGGCAAAGAACGUGGACAUCAUCGUUCUGCUGCCCAAGGGUCGCUGCACGAAGAUUCAGGAGCUGCAGAUGACAACAGUGCUAAAGGAGAACGUCCAUGUGUUUGGAGUGGAGGGAAACAGCGAUGAGCUUGACGAACCCAUCAAGGCCGUGUUUGCUGACGUGGCUUUUGUCAAGAAGCACAAUCUGAUGAGUCUGAAUUCAAUCAACUGGUCCCGGGUCCUCGUGCAAAUGGCCCACCACUUCUUUGCUUACUUCCAGUGUGCACCAUCCUUAGACACGCACCCACUGCCCGCCGUGGAGGUGGUUGUGCCCACGGGGGCCGCUGGUAACCUUGCAGCUGGGUGCAUUGCUCAGAAAAUGGGCCUGCCCAUCCGCCUGGUCGUGGCAGUGAACCGCAAUGACAUCAUCCACAGGACUGUCCAGUGGGGAGACUUCUCUCUGUCCAAGGCCGUCAAGCCAACCUUGGCAUCAGCUAUGGACAUUCAGGUGCCCUACAACAUGGAGAGGAUCUUCUGGCUGCUAUCCGGCUCUGACAGCCAGAUGACAAGGGCCCUCAUGGAGCAGUUUGAAAGGACCCAAAGUGUGAGUCUACCCAAGGAACUGCACAGCAAGCUUUCAGAGGCAGUCACAUCUGAGUCAGUGUCGGAUGAGGCCAUCACCCAGACCAUGGGCCGCUGCUGGGAAGAGAACCAGUACUUGCUGUGCCCUCACUCGGCCGUGGCCGUGAGCUACCAUUACCAGCAGACUGACAGGCAGCAGCCCAGCCCUCCUCGGUGUUGUCUGGCCCCCGCCUCUGCAGCCAAGUUCCCAGAAGCUGUCCUGGCUGCCGGGCUGAUCCUGGAGACUCCCUCAGAGAUCCUAGCCCUAGAGCAGAAGGAGACACGUUGCACCCCAAUGCGGAGGGGUGACGACUGGACGCUGAUGCUUCGGGACACAAUUGAGGACCUAAGCCAGCAGUGGAGGGGUCCCUUCCUGAAUGCCCGGGAAUAGCCAGGCUGGAGUUGGCUUCUUUUAGGCUUCAGAUCCCAGGGAGGCGUGCCCUUGGAACGGCCCUGUAUACCUUCUCCCCAUUAAGAAUUGGUGUAGGACAUUCUCAGGAGGCUGCUCAGUGGGGUCUGGAGCCAGCUGGUUUUGCUCCGCUCCAUGGCUGCUCUGUGCAUUCACUGCGGCGAUGUUGUGCCUGGUCACCGGUGAUGCCGGGUGGGGGUGUGGAUGAAUGCUGGAGGUGCGCCCCCACCGCUGCGCAGUGCAGGAGCAUCACUGCUGCAUCUGAGAGUUUCAGGGACUGCAAAUGAAGAGCCUUGGGCACAGAGUCGACCUCAGACCCUGAACUUGUGCUGGUGGGGCCACUCACUCCAUUAACGCAGGCCUAGGGCUCAUGGUCUCUGAGCCUUGGUUUAUCUGGUCCCCAAGCCAGAUCCAGAAGUCUUGGCCUGCCUUGUCAGAGGCUUCCGCUCUGUUAAAAUGUUGUGAAUCCCUGCAAUAAAAGUGCAUGUUCAGUGUGA